ACGGGCGACGUAUCGAGAGACUCCCACGCAGAUGUUUACGCGCAGACGAUGAUCGAACGAGAUCGAAAGUCGCAUUUUUUUUGUCUCCGGAAAGGUGUGCCUUCGGUGUGCGUCGCGAUCGAUUUCACGAGUCGCGUUUUCCGUUCCUCUUUUUUUUUUUUUCGUCGUAGAUGGUGGCCGCUGCGAAACCUUGUCCUAUUUCUGUAGACCGUCUAUAUACGCCACAGCUGUGUUAUGAGUGUCGGUUUAUCCAUGUACGAUGGCUUGGAGAACGAGAGUUCUCCUGAUAAUGGCUUGGAGAGCGCUGCGGGUACUACAAAAAAGCUAGCUAGGGGUAUCUCCCGUGCGACCGAAAAUGCAGCGAUUGUUUCCUACGCUCGUUUACAACUGGCAGCCUUAGGAACAUUCGAGACACCAGAAUUCACAUUUUCAUUGCCAGACUUGUCCGUGUAUCCAGAUUCGUUCCGCAAAUUCUUGGAGAAGGAUCUUAUAGAGAAUGGAUGUCUGAAUUCUUUGGAGGCUGCAGGUCGUUUAAACUGGUGGUACAAAAGUGGAAGCGCCAGAGUCCUUUGGCCUCUCGCAACAACCGGAGAUGGCAACUGUCUACUUCACGCUGCAUCAUUGGGGAUGUGGGGCUUUCAUGAUAGAUUACUUACCCUGCGGGAAGCAUUGCAUAAUACUUUGACCAAAGGAGAAUACAGACACGCGCUUUUCAGACGAUGGAAAUGGAGACAAACGAGUCUAAAUGCAGCAGCUGGACUGUCAUACACGGAAGCGGAAUGGUUAUCGGAAUGGCAAAGUAUAGUGGAUAUGGCAUCUCCUACAGUCAGAAAUCAGACAGCUACCUCCUAUCAGAGCCUUGAAGAGAUACACGUUUUAACCUUGGCUCAUGUCUUAAGAAGACCUAUAAUAGUGAUAGCGGAAACUAUGCUGAAGGAUGCGGAUGGCGUAGCCUUAGCGCCGAUCCCAUUUGGUGGAGUGUAUUUACCUUUGGAAGUACCGCCCUCGCAUUGUCACAGAACACCCUUAUUCUUGGCAUAUCAUUCUGCUCACUUCUCCCCGCUCGUAACGGUAGACGGAUGCAAUGAUUAUGGCAGCGCUUGCGGCGAAGGAGUUAGUAUACCAUUAGUGGAUCCGGACACGGGCAAACUGUUGCCAGUCUUGUUUGCCGUGGAUCCUGGGCCCGAUUGGGAUUGGGUUGAUGGUGCGCGAGAAUUGUUAACUUGUACGCAGGAUACCAUGGAGAUUCUAUUGCGACAGUAUUUAGACUGCGAGUAUCAAAGUUUCACAUCCGAAGAUAUUGACAGGCUAUCUGAUACGGACGGUGCUUUGUCAAAGACCGCGAAGCAGUUGUUAGAGGUCGCGAAACAAUUCGGUUCUAUCGGCAAAUCUGUCAGUAAAAAACUAUGGUCUAUAACAAACAAAAGGCCAAAGAGCCCGCCUUCCGUGGGCGGCGGAAUCUCCACGGAAGGCUUGCUAUGUGUGAGGAUAAAGAGUAGACGUCAUCAGUAUGUGGAUCAAAUGCUUCACAAUUAUCUUCAGUGUGCCCAUGCAAGAUUUCUACAAGAUCAUAAGAUAGACGACACAGGUAGUGAACUGAAUUACGGUGCCGGAAAGUCUAAAUUUUACGCUGCCAGUGAUCGCGGUAGUCAUGCGAGCGUUAGCAAACUAUUACCUACUAACACAAACAAAGAUCAUACGCUUUAUCUUUCGAGGUCUACAUUUUAUAAUAAUCAUAUUCCAUCAUCAAAUAACACGGGGCCAGAGAUUUGGAAUAAUAGUGAAAAUUUAAAGGGCAUCGUGAAGGAGUGCCGCAGUGAACACUGCCAAUUCUUUGGAUCGCCAGAAAACCAAUUCUAUUGCUCGCAGUGCUGGGCUAAUCGACAUCGUUAAACAACCGUCCGUAUAUCAUACAUGACAAUAAUCUCAUUUUAAUAUCGCGUUCGGAAUAAGCUCUUAAUAAUUUUUAGACAUAAUGCUAGCCGUAAGAUAAAGCUUAUGAAUGUCCCACCAAUAUAUCGUUGAUUAAUAUCACAAUGUUUUCAGUUUAAUUUUUUUUUUUUUUUCAUGUUUUCUUGUAUUUAUUAACAUUUUCUUUCUAAAAGCUGCAUAUCAGAUGCACAGGAUUUAAUUAACAUAUGCAUUGAUUACAAAGUUCGUUAUAGCAUUACUUUCCAUUAUUUCAAGUUGACUUUUUAAAAUGUUUUUUGUAUUCGAGGAACAAAGUUUUUUUUUUUUACAAUUUUGAUGUGCCUUCUGUCUUAUGCGUGGAACAAAAAACAAUGAUCUACAUCAUUAUGAUAAAAACGUUCACUCACAACUACCUCUACAAUUUUCGAUUACAAUGAUCGGUAUAAAUUAUCACUAUAAUUUUUUGUUUGUAUUUAUAAAAGAUGAUAUGAGAAUAUUAUGUUUAUACCCUCAUUAUCCUGUGUAUGUAAAGCUGUGUGAAAAAUAAAUAUAAUAUUUUUAUAUAUCUCGCGUCGUUAUUUGCCGAUGUGCGGAAUAUAUAGCAGUUAAGAAGAUACACAAAAAAAAAACUCAAUUUUUGCCAUAAUAAAAUGUAUUUACAUAUAUUUCCUCACAUUAGCCUAUCAUCAUGUGAAAAAGGUAGUAAUUAAUAGUAAAUGAUUAAUAUUACCUGACACAUUACCCAUAUUCACUAAAUUAUCGACAAAGCAUACGUGUGGUAGUAUUACGCUAAUUUUAUUAAUAAUUGUACGAAGAAAAACUUUUAUUGGUAUGUACAAAAAGAGGAGGAAAGAAUUAUGCAAUAUAUAAAUUAUUGUUUUUUUUUCCAGUACUUUGUAUAUGUUUUCUAUUAUUAAAUAUCUAUAUAAGAAAAACAUGUGAAAUGAGAAAAGAUUUUACAGUACGUCGAAGGAACUAGGGAAUAUUCACUUCAGCUACGAUAUUACUACUAAGCGCAGAGUAUAUGCUUAGCUAUUGAGAUUUAAAAAUGUUCUCUUGCUUUUAUUUUAUCAUUUAAACACUUUCAACAUUCGAUAUUGGUCUUUCAAUGAAAUGGCUAAUAAAGAAAUAAGUAAAAGAGUACCACCUAUAUAUUUCGUGUCUUCAAAAGUUGAGUUUCACGUACUAUUUACAAUUUCAGUCAUACGAGCGCAGAUACACUACCAGAGUCGAUUAGUUUUGUUGUGUAUCCGAUAUCCUAUUGUAUAUCCUUUCACUUAAAUAGUAAGCUUACAUUAACCAAUUUCAUCUGGAAAGCUUUUAUUUCCUCUUGUGAAGGAUGAUAGCGAAGAGAGAUCUUUAAAAAAAAUUAUAAACUAAAGUAACUUUUAUAACUAUCAUCAUGUGCAUAUAAGUUUCAUCGUAAGUUCGAGACAUUUAAAUAUCGAUGUUAAUCAAAAUUAAAAUGUUCUUCAUUUCUAAAAGCCAUAAAUGAGUCUGUCAUUCAGACUCGUAAAGAAAUAAAAACAUGAUUGCUGUUCAUUUCAUUUUGUAAUUCGGUAAAACAAUAUGAUGAAAAUAUCAGUAAGAUUACACCGAUAUAUGGAUGUACAUACAUAUAUAAAUAUAAUUAAUGAUAUCAAUGUAUAACAUGGAUUCUAGUGUGUGAGAGAUGUAAAAUUUAUUACUGAUAAAUUUUUUAACAGGUCUUCGGCAGCUUAUUUUCUCUUACACUAGAAC
Messenger RNA from Wasmannia auropunctata (little fire ant), 3651 nucleotides. Its product is annotated as OTU domain-containing protein 7B-like. Bases 235 to 1893 code for a protein of 552 amino acids. Lineage: Eukaryota; Metazoa; Arthropoda; Insecta; Hymenoptera; Formicidae. Gene Ontology annotation, biological process: protein K11-linked deubiquitination; protein deubiquitination involved in ubiquitin-dependent protein catabolic process; protein K48-linked deubiquitination. Gene Ontology annotation, molecular function: cysteine-type deubiquitinase activity; zinc ion binding; K63-linked polyubiquitin modification-dependent protein binding. The record is from RefSeq and is a predicted model, not a curated record. The transcript is spliced from 9 exons. Gene Ontology annotation, cellular component: nucleus; cytoplasm.